AUGGCAGAAAUAACCUUUGAUGGGUUGAGAGGUCAUCACACACUAGUUAACAUCAUGGAAGAGCCCCAAAUAGACCACGAUGUCACAGAUAAUGUUAAACUCACUGUCAGAGAAGAAAUUCACGAGACUUUGGUCGAUUUUCACAGCGAUAAGAAAAUUGGUGGAAAGUGUAACUUGGCUGAAAAUUUGAUAGAAAGCGUAGUGAAAAUUAUCAUCAUCGAUGCUGAUGACUUUGGCGACGAUACUGGAACACCGGACCGAUACAGGCUCGGAGAGAUUUGGUCCAACAUUCAACCGUUAACCGAUAUCUACGAAAUCAAACAAAAUUUGGCUAAAGAUUUAUCAUUGGUGAAUGUCCCGGCAAGAAGUUUUUGCGAUUUUAAUCUUGCCUGCAUGAGCUUACUGAAAGGCGGGGAGAUUUCGCUUCUCCGUUUUAGCGAAAGCGAAAGUGAAAGUUCGAUUCAUAACACCCUUGAAAAGAGUUUGCCGUUGUACUAUCUAGCUUCCCUAUUCGUACACUACCUGUACGAAUACACAGAAAAUGUGGAGAUCAAAAAGUUACUGAAACGCCAAAACGAGCAUUUGCAAAACGUUUGUAACGUGUUUGAAAAUGCUUUGGAAGUAAACGGGUGGUCUGUUCCAGAUUUAGCGACAACAAGAGAGAAAUUUAAUCAAUUUCAAGCAAGAUUGCCCGGCCUUGCCGACCAGUACAUAAAGAGUGUGCCAGAGUCUCGCUAUGCGAGUACCCACGGCGAGGGGUCUGGGUCGGAGUUGUUACGUCAGCAUAAGCAGUUGGUUAUUAACUACGAAAUUGUCAGCGAGAUUGAGUACGCCAUAACCAGCUUACGUGACGUAUUUGGGACGAUCAAUGAAGAGCGUUUGGGUAAAUUGGGCGAUGGUGGCAGUUUUGGUCUCUAUGAAGAGGUUACUGAAAGGUCAACUAUUUGGAAAUAA
Molecule: messenger RNA, 954 nt
Organism: Paramuricea clavata
Lineage: Eukaryota; Metazoa; Cnidaria; Anthozoa; Malacalcyonacea; Plexauridae
Source: the annotation of a GenBank genome assembly